CGCAUAUGAAUGUGCACUGCGCAUGCGCCAACCGGUGGAAGACAUGGCCGAUAUUUCGGCUGCUUCUCAUUGUUGACUAUUUCUGACAGCAUGUCAAACACGCUGGAUCCAGAGGUUCAAAGCCUCAAAGAACGUGGAAACGCAUGCUUUAAGGAACAAAAGUAUGCAGAGGCUACAUUCCAUUACACGCAUGCGAUUAAACUAGAUCCUCAAAACUAUUCUUUAUACAGUAAUCGAUCGUAUGCCUUUCUAAAAAUGCAACAGUAUCAUUUUGCAAUGGAAGACGCUUUGAUGACAAUUCAAUUGAAGCCUGAUUGGAUCAAGGGUUAUUUUAGGAAGGCUGAAGUGGAAUCGCAAACGUUUCGCUUCAGCGAAGCACUCCAGUCGUAUAAUAUAGCAUUAUCUCUUAAACCAAACGAACCAAUAAUUUUGGAAGCAAUGAACAAGGUGUCCAGAUUAUUGAUAAAAGAUAAACAAGCCGAUCAACAGAUACCUUGGCUAGGAGCUGGUGUGGGUAUUAUACUUGGAGUAAUAGUUGUAAUUGCUGACUAUGUUUUUACAAAUAAACCUUCAUUAACACAUCCCCUAUUGAUGGCCUUAUUAACAAUGUCUAUAGCAAUGUUAGGAUUUGGUGUUGCAAAGGGAUUCCGCUAUUUUGUAAAAUGUCAAAGAAAAUCAUUGUUGGAACCACCAAUGGAUUUAUUUGGUGAUAAUAAAGAACAGUCGGAUGAAGUUAAUACCGAAGUGAAUGGUGAGAAAGAGAAACAUCCAAAGGGCACAGGGCUGAGGGCUGAGGGCUCGACAGAGCCUGGAAUAACGUUCACGGGACGGCUGCGGAUCAGCCAGCCAAUGGAACAAACGAAAACUCCCGCGUCCCGGCUACUCAGCACGAGUUGCAUAGAGAAUAAGGACGACUUGGAAGAGAAAUUUGAAAGAUGUUACACAGUGCUUCAAAACCUGACUGCGGGUCUGUCAGAAAAAGAAGCCCACGAUACGCUAAACAAUGCAGUGUGCAAAGACAAAACGCACGAAGAAGUCUCGUUGGGAUUGUUAGUGGUUAUUCUGACGGAUCCUCAAAGUGCUGCGAAAAGUUACAGAGACUUGACUUUAAUAACACGAGACGGUCUUGCAAUUGUUUUAGGUCAUCUUAAUCAAUUAGUACUUGAAAGAUAUCUGCGAUUGAACGAUGUGACUAGAAGCCAGUUACUAUGGCUCGUGAGGGAAAUGAUAAGAACCAGUGUAGCUAGUGUGGAUAAUCUUUGUUUAAGUUUGUUGAGGCACGCGGCUGGUGGUGAUAUUUCCCCAAGAAAUUUGCACUUGGUCGACGCUCUUUUAGAUAUAUUUCAAGAAAACCGACCGUGGCUAGACAAGUUUCCUUUUUUAGUAGCAUCCAUAGUGUACACCUAUUUGCGAUUAAUAGAAGACCAUAAUGCACCUCAUCUAUCUGGUUUACGUCAGAAAGAAGUUACUUUUACAGUAUCUUUGAUCAGGGAACGUAUGGUGGAUUGUUUAGUUAUUGGAAGAGAUUUAGUGCGUUUAUUGCAAAAUGUAGCAAGGAUUCCAGAAUUUGAAGCACUAUGGAAGGAUAUGCUUCUCAAUCCAAAAACUCUGUGUCCAAAUUUCAGCGGAGUUCUACAACUUUUACAAACUCGAACUUCUAGGAGGUUUCUGCAAUCUAGGCUUACACCGGACAUGGAAAGGAAACUAGUAUUCUUGACAAGUCAAGUGCGUUUUGGUAACCAUAAACGUUACCAGGAUUGGUUUCAAAGACAGUACCUGGCCACACCUGAGUCACAAUCAUUAAGAUGUGAUCUUAUACGAUUUAUUGUUGGUGUCAUUCAUCCAACAAAUGAGUUAUUGUGUUCAGAUAUUAUACCGCGAUGGGCAGUAAUAGGAUGGUUAUUUACCACUUGUACAUCAACUGUGGCUGCAAGCAAUGCUAAAUUGGCUUUAUUUUAUGAUUGGUUAUUUUUUGAACCAGAGAAAGAUAACAUUAUGAACAUUGAACCUGCGAUUCUUGUUAUGCACAAUUCUAUGAGGUCUCAUCCACCUGUCACUGCCACAUUAUUAGACUUUUUAUGCAGGAUAAUACCAAACUUCUAUCCACCGUUAACAGAGAAAGUGAGAAACGGAAUUUUCUCGUCGUUAAGACAAAUUUUGGAGAAACGUGUUCUACCGAGUCUCUAUCCUCUAUUUGAUAGUCCGAAAUUAGAUCGCGAACUGAGAAGCAAAAUAAGAGAAACAUUUAAAGAAUUUUGUUUACCACCUAAUGCAGAUCCUGGUAAAAUGGAGGAACUUAGUAAGGAUCUUACACCAGGAGCGCCGUUGGAAAUUACAUCUAGUACAACUGCCGAAAAUAAUCACGUGAGUCAAGAUCCAGAACCAGCGUUCAGUGAUGAAGAGGAAGAAAUGCCGUUGAGGAUAGUGACUAAAGUUGAAGAGGAAGAUGAAGAAGACGUUCCGUUGGCGAAUGUGAAAUUAAAGAAUGAACAAAAAAACGCAAAUUGUGUGGUGAAAAAAGUAGACAUUACUUCUCAAUUAAACAUAAUUUUAGAACCAGAAGAAUUAAGGACGGCUGUGGAAAGCUUGCACAGUGAAACGGACAAUGAAGUGAGGUGUCAAACAAUGGAAAGGAUAGUGCAAAUGGUGGUGGAAGAUGAAAUCGACGCAGAAAAUAUACCAGCAUUGGCUUCUUGCAUAUCAACUAUAUUAUCGUCACAAAUUACGUCCCAAAUAUUUCCAACGGAUCAUUUAAAUGAAGAAACUUUGACUGAUAGUAUAAGUACACCGUUGUUUGUUAUGUUUCGAAAUCAAUUUCAGUUGUGUAAAGAAGAGGACAAUAGGCGGAAACUUUUAGCUCGGGUACUUGCAGAAUUGCAAACUGUUCAAUCAAGGAUAGGGUACCUGUUACUUUACUUUUUAAAAGUCUGGGGCAGAGAAGAGGAAAAACGAGAAGGUGAACCAAGUAACGUAUUAAAUGAUGUUAAAGCAUCUGUAUAUAAAGACUUUUGCACUCAUCGGGAAAAGAAGUUAGACGCGUGUUUAGUGUCAGAUUUAAAGCUCUGCCAUGAAGACAACAUAUUCAUGCUGUGUUAUCUUGUGCCUGAUGUAUACAUGGAGUUUCAAAAUGUGGCGCUAGGGAAUGUUCAACUCUUGCAUUUGGUUGUGUCGACAGUCGACGCUUGCCAACUGCAAGAUUUAGUUUGUCAAAUAAUGCAGGGACACUUGAAGAUGUUAAAAAAGGAAUCGUUUACGUCUCUAUUAACAGCCAGCUUAAAUUGGGAAACGUUCGAACAAUAUUGUUUCUGGCAAUUAAUUUCUGCCCAUGAUUUCCCGAUUGAUUAUGUGCUGCCUGUUUUACCCAAACUGCAAUUUCGUGAUCAUGCGGAAGCGCUGACCUCGAUAUUGUUUAUGCUUAAACAAGAAAAGCCAACAUUAGAACUUCUCCGACAAUUGCUUGCACGACAAAAUGUGGAUGGCGACAUGUUCGUUGUAGCAGCUUUGCGCUAUUGGUGUCGCGAUUACGAAGAGAAACUUGGCGAGUUACUUGCAAAUCUGUUGAGUACGCGGUAUCCGGCUACCAGUCCGAAUAAACGGAAACGAUCAGGUGGAAAGCACAAUCAACAACCUGGUCCACCGUCUGGUGAACAAGUUCUUGGCCAUCUGGAUCAAUUGCGACAACAUUGCACGUCUUCAUCAGAACUACAGCUCUACCAUUCCGAAGGGAUGCAGAGAGCUCUGCAACAAGCGCAAGCGGCCAGCAGCGAUUCUUUAAGGAAAAGUUACGGAGACUUGUUUGCUCUAGCGGAAGUAAAUGAAGAAAACGAACCUCCUCCACCCCCGCCAACGAGUUCAGCAAGAAAACACGCGGCAGCUUCGACCGGAGGUGGCGGAGGCGCUGGUAAAGGAGGUCACAGAAAAACUGGUGCUAAUACGAGAGAGAGGUCUACCUCGAAAAGGCCACUUCCUCGGUACCAUAUCGGCAGUACAUCCAGCAGCGAGGAGGAGGAGAUCGUAAAUUUAAAGCAAGCGAAAAAGAGAAAAAAGAUAAAUGCAGUGGGCUCCGACAGCGACUGACCACCCAGUGUCUUCAAAUGUCACAUGGACCACGUCACGUGUGUGCAGCAAGCUAAACUAGCCUUAAGAAUAGUAAGAUAAUAUAGUAUAUAUUAUACAUAAUAGAUAUAUUUAGCGCGACUUGUAAAUAUAGUGUACGUCCGAGAGUGAAUGCGAGACCAUACCGAUAAAUAAGGACCCUGUUACGUAUUUCGUAAACACGAUGUAUAGGCAACGUUGCCAGGCUCUAUUUCCAUUUAAUUUCGUUAUUUGUGCCGAACGCGUUCUAACACGAAACGUAGUUAGAACGCAUGUGAUAUUUGACGAGAGGGAAAUUUAUAAAUACUGGUUAUAGCUUUUCUAGGUAAACGUAUAUGUGACAGAUGGGGGACUUGUUCGCAGGACAGAUCGGUGUAUUCUAGGCAUUCCGAUUCGUAUCGAACUUGUAAAGAGAAAGAAAGGGAUUUUAUCGGUGUGUCUGUCAGAUGAAGUUACCGAGAGGCAAGACUAGUCACGAAUUAAAUUAUUUUGAUAUACUCUUAAAUGUAUAAACACAUGAAUUUAAGAGAGGAACGCUGAAUCUGGCAACGUUGUAAACAAGGGGUUUUUUUGGGGGGGGGACGGGAGUAAAGCGACACAAAACUUGUCUCCGUGAUCGUUUUAUCUCUAGCAAGGGAGAUAUUCGUCGCCCAUCUUACGAGCCUGACGACGGACGAAAAAUGUAACAAACAGGCACGACUGUGCUUAGUUUUUAUUAGUAAUAUGUUUAUUAAUUUUCCGACUGGUAUGGUAUUAAUUGAACCUAUUGUCCAAAUUCAUUACUUUUUGUUUCUGUUCGUUAUACGGUAAAUAUCGGACUCCGCGUCUCACACAAUUAACUAUGAUUAACGUCAGAGGAAAUGACAAAAAAAAAAGAUGGUUACUUUUGUUGCCAUAAAAUCUGUGAACGCAAUUUGUACGAAUCGUUGAUAGCUUUUUAUUAGGAUUAAGGACCUUCUCGCGGGAGGACAAGGAUGUAUAAAAAGGACGCCCUCACUCCGGCAAGAAGCGUACAGUUUUACGACCAAAUGUAUUUUACGUCUGCGCUUAUAGUAAGCAUAAUCAUUCUGAGGACGCAAGAAUUUUUAUAUUUUGCACGAUGGAAGGUUGUCGAGUUUUUCAUUUUUUCGAAGAAUUUUUUUCUUUUUUCUGUCUGAACUUUAGCGAACCUUUUUUACGCUGCUACAAACGUUUUACGUGCAUGGUCGAAUCGCUUGAUGUACGCGUGAGGAAAGAGUAACGACUAAUGACGCUAACGAACUCGUUCCUUUUUUUUUUUUAAACAACCUUUACGAUGUAUUUACAUUCACGCGAAACAUACUUGGUUAUAUGUAUGUUGCCAUUAACCGCAAACGCGCAAUUCUAAUCGUUCAAAGCGAUUCACAAAUUUCGACGAAAGUCUCGCACAUUGAGUUCAGCAUUGUCUAACGUGUAUCUAUCUAUUUUUAGGAUACAUUAAUUUUUUCUUUUUUGUCUAUCUGUACAAAGACACCUUCCAACGAGUAUAGAACCAGGCGUCAUGUACACUUAAGUCCUAAAAAGGACGUAAUGCGUGAAGAAUUCACCGUUCACCUCUGUACAUUUCCUGUAAAAUUGGUUACUUUACAACGUAAGUAGCUGCGUUAUGUAUUUUAUAGUUUGUACAUACCAGAGAGAACGGCAAGACCGCGCGCACGAUUCUAUGACGAUGAUGGCAGAAACGUCUGAUUUAAGGAAAUUUACUCGAUUUGCAUUUUCCAGGUUUUAUCGAACUCUUACACGUGGAUCAGAUAUUUUCUUCUAACCAUUGUAGGAUACACAUUUCCGAAACGUUUUCAACCAAAAUGAUGCAGGACUUGUUAAACAUUUAAAAAAUUAGGGAUCUACUGUCAGGUAGUUUUGAAAGUAAGACGAACUACGCUUUUUUCUUUUCCCCAUGACAGAUUCUCGUAUUUUUCUUAUUUUUAAAAGUCACUGUUAAGUAAAUGUUCAGCUAAACAUUUUUUUUUCAAGAAGUAGAUGAAUACUUCCACAAGUUAAACGUUUCUUGGAAAUUGUAAACUGCCCGCGGUCACGCCGUGAAAAAGUAGGAAAAGUCUUCGCGUGUACGAAGUUCCAUUUAAAUCUGGAAAUAUCGCCCGAGGCGUUUCAUUCGUUGCGCGAACCGCUUGUGCGCGCAACGACCAUGAUCCGCCGAAGAAAAGAAGCAAAUUGAGUUUAUUUUUCUCCACAAAGCGAGUAUGUAUUAUCCGCACGAUCCAGCUGAUUUUAUUGAACGGAUAUAAAUACGGAAAUCUAAUUGCGCCGACAAACAAAACGCAAACAUGGUGUAAAGUUGGGCGUGUCAAAUCGGUAAGAGUGUCUUUUAGAUACGCGAUUACGUGUAUGUGUAAAAGCCAUUUACGAUGGUGUAUAAGGUGUGAUAGUCGAUAUUGUUGUUAGGUCUUUUCUACUUGUACAUAAACUGCGGUGUUAUGUGAAAUAUAUUUAAAAAUGUGUUGCGGAGGAGAUUGUGUGAACGCGUGUGUGUUUGUGUGCGUGUUGUAUGUGUGUGCGCGCGCGCGUGACGAUAAUAAGAGGAAUAAUAAGAAGAGGAAAGAAUGAAACGAAGUAAGCGAGAACGUGUAUGGGAGAAAGAGAGAAAGGGAAGACAAAACAUAAACACGGAUGAAUAGGUGCGAAACGAUGCGUUGGGCAAUACAAAAAUAGACCUGUAAACAUUUAAUGUUUUUAACGAUCUUGUACACACGAAUACACAUGUAAAUACAUGAAUAUAUAAUGGUAACGCGAGCAUAAACAUUUAAUGUUUUUAACGAUCUUGUACACACAGAUACACGUAAAUGUAAAUACAUCGAAAAUUUACCGGAAGUAAAGACGAUUAAUUCCUGUU
Molecule: messenger RNA, 6964 nt
Organism: Megalopta genalis
Lineage: Eukaryota; Metazoa; Arthropoda; Insecta; Hymenoptera; Halictidae
Gene: IntS3
Product: integrator complex subunit 3
Cellular component (GO): cytoplasm
Source: RefSeq, a predicted model, not a curated record